CGACGAUUUUAUAAACCGACUUUUUUUAUUUUGAAAGCCAAAUUUAAUAUUUAUCUCUUAUAAGAAUUGUUUUGAAUAACAAUUACAUUUUUUUAUCCCAGGAAUUACAUUUUUACGCUUAUCAAGUUUUUUCUAUUUCUCUUUUACGCUUAAAAAAGCGCAGAGGUAAAUAAAUUAAACUAUAUUUUACAAAAACACAAGCGCAAAAAACAAAAGAUGCAAAAUUAUUAUACCAAAGGACAUUAAAUAACUUUCUGAGCUAGUGGCAACUGUAUAUUUAAAACUCGUAUUUAAAUUAUAGUGAGUAAAUUAUUAAAUUUUUUAAAAAUGCCGGGGUUAAUACUGUUUAAUCGCAGGUGGAUGUUAGGUAGUGAUGAUUUGGUUAUUCCGUUUGGCUUAUCUUUUAUCAUUCGAGGCAUUGGAUUUUUAAUUAUGGUAUGUUUUUUUGCUGCUGACUAUGUUAUUCGUGAAGAGCGAUUUUGUUUAAAAACCUUAAAAAAAUAUUCGUUGGUUUACAUUUUUGCCUUAUUUUUUUCGUCAUUGACUGAUUUAGUUAUUGCCUUUGUUAGUAGCAGAGGCACGAUUUAUGAAGAUGUAAAAAGAAAACCGAUAUCUAAGCUGUUGUAUCUUCGUUCUCUGAUUUUGAUUUUUGAGAUCUGUUCUGCUUGCUUUGGUUGCUAUCAUGUAGUUACCUUAAAAUGUCAAAGUGAAAUAAGACCAAAUAAAUUGCUACCUAUUAUUGCUUGUUGUUGUAACUUUUUACAAGUAGUUGUUUGUUUUAUAAUAAUCAUAAUUGGAUUUGAUUCUGCUGGAAAUCUUUGGUAUAAACUAGUACAGAAAAAUAAAUAUAACUCUGUAGAAGUACUGAAAUGUAAACAAGAAAUUUCAGAAAAAUAUCGAAAAGAUUGGCUGAAACAUUGCAAACUUUUUUUUUGUUGCACAAAAAAAGAAGUGUCAAAAGAUAACGUUUUGCGAUUUGCUGCUAAACUUUUUGCUGAUUAUUUUCGAAGUUAUACAGAUCUUGUACCAACUGAUAUUCUUGCUGGUCUAAUACUGUUGAGAGAAAAGCAAAAGUAUGAAGAAAAUAUGGUUGUUGAGAAUGAGUCAAAAAAUGUAAAACCCAUUCGUGAACAAUUUAGUAAGCGUAAAACAAGUUACUCUGUUCAUAGAAGUCAGAAAACUUUACAUUCAAGACCAUUCAAUCCAGAAGAUAAGGAUGAGAUAAGUUUGCUUGAUGAAUUAACUCACUUUGCUAAGUAUGCUUUGGCUUGCUAUGGAUGGCCAAUGUUUUGCUUUCUCCAUAACAUUCCUAUAUGUUGUCCACUUGGAUGCAGGCUUAUGUCACAUACGAGGUGUUGCUAUAGUUGUCAAAAAGAAGAGAAAUAUCCCAUUAUUAUUGGGGAUAAUUGUUGCUUAUGUAAUUUAGCCGCAGAAGAGGUUACUUUGGAUAAAGGCAAUGAUAGUUUCGUAUAUGUUAACUACUCCAACAAGGUUUUUCAAACUCCGUUUAAUAUUAUUUUGGAUCAUUAUAAAAAGUCUAUUGUGAUUUCAUGCAGAGGAACUCUUUCUUUUAAGGAUAUUUUGACUGAUCUGGCAAUAAAUGAAGAGUGUAUACCAGGUUGUGAUCCAAAAUGGACUGGACAUAAGGGUUUUAUUUCUGCUGCUGUUCAAAUCAAAGCCAUAAUUGAAGAGAAACGUUUAAUUGAAAAAGCACAAGAAAUGGCUUCUGAGGAAUAUAAAAUUGUCAUUGUUGGGCAUUCUCUUGGGGCUGGUACAGCUACAUUGCUUGCAUUUCUUUUUAAGUCAAAGUAUCCUUCACUUGUUUGUUAUGCUUACGGUCCCUCUGGAUCAGCAGUAAGUUACGAAGCUUCUUUAUAUGCAAAGAGGUUUAUAUAUUCAGUUGUUCUUGGGAAAGAUAUAAUAUCUCGACUAAAUAUGCACACUUUGAAUGAAUUGCGGCAUAACAUCUUAGAGCUUUUAAGCAAGUGCAAUUUACCAAAAUGGAAGAUUAUCAGAGGAUGCUUAUGUGAUUGUGGUUUAUGUGGAACUGGAUCUUCAAAAUCUAACUUUGCAAAUUUUUUCAAAAAUAACAAAGAUAUGUUAAACAUCAAACCUUAUAACCCUGAAAAUGAAAAUAAGUUGUAUAUGGCUGGGAAAGUGGUUCAUAUUUGCAAGAUAAAAUCUGUGUAUGGAAGAUUUUCACGCAAGUUCUCAAUUUAUGAAGCAUAUUGGUCAGUUCCAGAAGAUUUUCAAAACAUUCUCAUCUCUCGUCUGAUGCUUCAGGAUCAUUUUCCUGAUGCCUUGAUUGAUGCUUUGAAUAGUAUUCCUGAAAAAACAAGUAUUUGUGACGAUAAUGAUGAUAAGAUAUUAAAUGUUAUUAGUGAGGCAUAGAAUCUUAUUCAACAUACAAAUGGUUUUUUACUUAUUAGUUACGAUAUUAGCAUUGGAUGCUCUCACGGCAAUAAUGUUGAAGUAAAUUUAGAAUUUUUUUUAUUUUUAUUUUUAUUUUCAUAUAAACAGAGAUGAAUUCAAUUAUUUUAACUUUUUACUAAAGUUAUUUCAUAAUAUAAAUAUAAAAAUGUAGCUAAUUUGUAAUUGAGUUGUUUUUUUGUUUUUUUUUAAUUUUUAGAUUGUUAAUAAGUUAUAUAUAAGAAUGUAGUUCAUUGUUGCGAAUUUGUAAAUAUUUUUUUCAGUCAAAUAAUUUUUUGUUUUUUAUAA
Hydra vulgaris (swiftwater hydra) is the source of this 2718-nucleotide messenger RNA. RefSeq names its product diacylglycerol lipase-alpha. Gene Ontology annotation, biological process: diacylglycerol catabolic process; arachidonate metabolic process. Gene Ontology annotation, molecular function: lipase activity. The record is from RefSeq and is a predicted model, not a curated record. Lineage: Eukaryota; Metazoa; Cnidaria; Hydrozoa; Anthoathecata; Hydridae.